Messenger RNA from Carlito syrichta (Philippine tarsier), 2555 nucleotides. RefSeq names its product diencephalon/mesencephalon homeobox 1 (gene DMBX1). Gene Ontology annotation, biological process: regulation of transcription by RNA polymerase II. Gene Ontology annotation, molecular function: DNA-binding transcription factor activity, RNA polymerase II-specific; RNA polymerase II transcription regulatory region sequence-specific DNA binding. The record is from RefSeq and is a predicted model, not a curated record. The transcript is spliced from 4 exons. Bases 10 to 1131 code for a protein of 373 amino acids. Lineage: Eukaryota; Metazoa; Chordata; Mammalia; Primates; Tarsiidae.
GAUGCCGCCAUGCAGCACUACGGGGUGAACGGCUACUCGCUGCAUGCCAUGAACUCUCUCAGCGCCAUGUACAACCUGCACCAGCAGGCAGCCCAGCAGGCCCAGCAUGCCCCCGACUACCGGCCUUCAGUGCAUGCGCUUACACUGGCCGAGCGCCUGGCUGACAUCAUUUUGGAGGCCCGCUAUGGCUCCCAGCACCGCAAACAGCGUCGCAGCCGCACAGCAUUCACGGCUCAGCAGCUCGAGGCCCUGGAAAAGACCUUCCAGAAGACUCACUACCCAGAUGUGGUGAUGCGUGAGAGGCUGGCCAUGUGUACCAACUUGCCUGAGGCCCGGGUGCAGGUGUGGUUCAAGAACCGCCGGGCCAAGUUCCGGAAGAAGCAGCGCAGCUUGCAGAAAGAACAGCUCCAAAAGCAGAAAGAGGCUGAGGGCUCCCACGGGGAAGGCAAGACGGAGGCUCCAACCCCAGACACCCAGCUGGAGACGGACCAGCCCCCUAGUCUGCCCAGUGGCGACCCCCCUGCUGAGCUUCACCUGAGCCUGUCUGAGCAAUCAGCCAGUGAGUCAGCCCCCGAGGAUCAGCCUGACCGUGAGGAAGACCCCCGGGCAGGGGCCGAGGACCCCAAAGCUGAGAAGAGCCCUGGGGCUGAGAGCAAGGGACUGGGCUGCAAGAGGGGCAGCCCCAAAGCAGAUUCCCCAGGCAGCCUCACCAUAGCUCCCGCAGCGCCAGGGGGCGGCCUCCUGGGCCCCUCCCACUCCUACUCCUCAUCCCCGCUGAGCCUCUUCCGUCUGCAGGAGCAAUUCCGCCAGCACAUGGCGGCCACCAACAACCUGGUGCACUACUCAUCCUUUGAAGUGGGGGGCCCGGCACCUGCUGCUGCCGCUGUGCCCUACCUGGGAGUCAACAUGGCCCCGCUGGGCUCACUGCACUGCCAGUCCUACUACCAGUCCCUGUCAGCAGCUGCUGCUGCCCACCAGGGUGUGUGGGGGUCCCCACUGCUGCCCGCACCCCCUGCAGGCCUGGCACCUGCCUCGGCUGCCCUGAACAGUAAAACUACAAGCAUCGAGAACCUGCGGCUCCGGGCCAAGCAGCACGCGGCCUCCCUGGGACUCGAUACGCUGCCCAACUGACCGUCUCCAACCCAGCCAGGGGUCUUGGGUCCCCCCUCCUAGCCCAUGGCUAUCCCCAGAUGGCUCUGAAGGAGUUAACUUGAGCCCAGGGAUCCUGGGACCUGGCAUCUGGUUCCCUGUUCCCCUUCCCCAGACCCCAGCCCGAGGUGAAGCCCACAACUACACACCCUCUGCAUGGCCCUGCUUGGACCCCGUGGAGGCUGAAUGGGGAGGAGGUGAGAGGCGGGGUGCCCUGGCUUCCCUUGGGGAAGUGAGAGACUCUCACUGGCUAGAUCCUCACCUUGAUGUCACCUCCUCCCUUCCCUCCCUCCCUUUCUGCCCUCUAGUAAGUCGAUGUGUGGAAUGUGAGAUAUAAAUAUAAUUAUAUAAAGCUAUAUUUUCAGGCACCUGCCUGCCCCAGGCCCCCUGCCCCACUCCCCUUUCUCCACGGCCACCCUGGCCUGCACCUCCAGCUUCCGUAGCUUCCCAGACUCCCUUCUCUCUCUGCUUCUCUCUCUCUCCUUUCCUUCUUCCCUUGACCUCCUCUCCCUGCCUCUGUCCUGGUCCCUUUGCGCCUCUCUGCCCAGCCUCUGUCUCCCCCACCCUUGAUCUUUCUCUCAUGUCUCUUCCCCUAUCCCUGGUUUCUUCCUUUGGUGCUGGUUGUGUUGGUGUCGUCCAUUUCCCAGCAGUGUUUGGUUUGGGGUUGUGAUUUUUUUGGUUUUAGUAAUUUUGCUUCUUCCUGUUGCUCUCCUUCUCUCCCCCCGACCCCCUUGCGUGUCUGCUGUCUCCUCCCCGCACCUGCACUCUCUUUAGGCUGCUGUUCCUUCCCGUGCCCAGUAGAGGCAACGAGGCCCUAGCUGGAGACCUUGCAGCCCUGGAGCUGCCGGCAGGGGAUGCCACAGGCUCCCACUCCCACCCUCCCUCAGGUCGGACAUUUGGUAGGAGUCAGGAGUUACGUUCUCUUCUCUCUUCUCAGUCUUGAGGUCACCAUUCUCAAGACUGAGGAGGCAACGUCAGGCCAGGCAGGUGGCAGAAUGGCCGCCAUCACUGCCUGCAAGCCCUCCAAGGACAGAGGCCUGGUGUCAGCGUUCAGCCAGGACUGACUGUGGGCUCUAGAGUUCUCUUUGGUGAGACUUCCCUGGUUGCAGGGAGGCAGCAGGGGGAGAGGCCUCUCAGAGAACAGGGCUGGUGCUUCUCUCUCGCAACCCAGCCCCCAGGUUCAGCCGCUACGGUCCAUCCCAGAACGAAGGUUGACCUUUGCUCCUGAUCACAGUGAGUGAAACCACACAGCACCGUGUGGGCUCGGGGUUCUGUUGGCUUCCUGUCUCAGAACCAGUUGUUGAAGUAAGGGUUCUUGUCCAGCUAGUCACUGGCAUGGAGAAGUGUGCUCCUGUUAAUGGUCCAGAAACCCAGCUCAGCAAACUGCCUUUCAAAACUGUGUGACC